Alligator sinensis (Chinese alligator) is the source of this 2714-nucleotide messenger RNA. It is a transcript of the gene NCSTN, whose product is annotated as nicastrin. Lineage: Eukaryota; Metazoa; Chordata; Crocodylia; Alligatoridae. The transcript is spliced from 17 exons. Gene Ontology annotation, biological process: protein processing; Notch receptor processing. The record is from RefSeq and is a predicted model, not a curated record. Gene Ontology annotation, cellular component: membrane. The annotation marks the transcript as partial.
GGGGGGCCCGGGCGGGCGGGGGGAGCCGCCCCGUGGGGCGGCGGGGCGCUGCUCCGCGGGAUCCUGCUCUGUGUGGCGGCCUCGGGUUCUUGUUGGGGUAAUUCUGUGGAGAGGAAAAUCUAUAUUACCUUAAAUAAGACUGCCCCAUGUGUUCGUCUCUUGAAUGCUACUCAUCAAAUAGGCUGUCAGUCCUCUAUUAACGGAGAUACAGGAGUGAUCCAUGUGGUUGAGAAGGAGCAGGACCUGAAGUGGGUGCUUUCAGAUGGACCCCAUCCUCCAUACAUGGUCCUGCUAGAAGGGGAGCUCUUCACCAGGGAGCUGUUGCAACAGCUGAAGAGAACCUCACGAGUUUCUGGGCUGGCUGUGGCCCUCUCCAGACCGAGCCCUUUACCAGGAUUCUCCCCUGGCUUAAAAUGCCCCAAUGAUGGGUUUGGUGUUUAUUCUAAUGAUUAUGGCCCUCAGUAUGCCCACUGCAAUUGGACCGUGUGGAACCCUCUUGGAAAUGGGAUUUCUUAUGAGGAUUUUGAUUUCCCCAUCUUUCUACUUGAAGAUGCCAAUGAGACUCAAAUUAUUAAGCAGUGCUACCGAGACCACAACCUGCCUCGAAAUGGCUCCAUCCCAGAGUACCCACUGUGUGCCAUGCAGCUCUUCUCCCACAUGCACGCUGUCACCAGCACGGUCACCUGCAUGAGGCGCAGGACCAUCCAGAGCACGUUCAGCCUCAACCCAGAAGAGUUUUGCGACCCUCUGAUCGAUUAUAAUGUGUGGAGCACCCUGAAACCCAUCAAUACCUCUAGGAAAAUGCACCCUUCAGAUGAAGUCAUCAUGGUUGCUGCUCGACUUGACAGCCAUUCAUUCUUCUGGAACCUAGCCCCUGGGGCGGAGAGCACCGUCUCCUCCUUUGUGACCCACUUGGCUGUUGCCGAAGCCCUCCACAAAGUGCCAGAUAUUCAGUCGUUGCCCAGGAACAUCAUGUUCACCUUCUUCCAAGGGGAAACCUUCGAUUACAUUGGCAGCUCCAGGAUGGUGUACGACAUGGAAAACGACAGAUUUCCCAUUAGGCUGGACAACAUUUAUGCCUUUCUGGAGCUGAGCCAGGUGGCUUUAAGGAACAACUCUGUUUUGUGGGUGCACACAGACCCCAUCUCUCAGAAGAAUGAAUCUGUUCAGUUGCGGGUUAAAAACCUUGUGGCAGCUUUGACCAAAAGCAGCCUGGAUGCAAAUGUGACUUUGCAGGAGGUCAAUCAGUCUCAGCCUCUCCCCCCUUCGUCCUUCCAGCGCUUCUUGAGGGCCAGGAACAUCCCAGGGGUAGUGCUAGCUGAUCACCGCACGUCCUUCCACAACAGAUAUUACCAGAGCGUGUACGACACUCCAGAGAACAUCCUGGUGGACUACCCUGCAGGGCUUAGCCCCGAGGAGGCUCUGAUCUAUGUCACAGACACAGCUAAGUCCCUGGCAGAAGUAGCCACAGUGGUGGCCCGUGCUCUCUACCAGCUUGCGGGGGGGAACGGCAGCACCUCCGCUAUUCAGGCAGCUCCAGAAACGGUCUCCCGGAUGCUCUAUGGGUUUCUGAUUAGAGCCAAUAACUCUUGGUUCCAGUCCAUCAUUAAACAGGACAUGAAAAUCAUCAUGGUUGACAACGUUCCCCAGCACUACAUUGCUGUUAACAGCCCAGUGAACACCACCCAACUGGUACAGUCGGUCCUGGUCAACCUCACAGGCACAGUUGUCAACUUCACCAAGGAGGAGUGCCAGAACCCUGAAAAAAUGUCCAGCCCUGAGAAGGAACUAUAUGAAUAUUUCUGGGUGCAAGGUCCCAGAGACCCAAACUCAACCUCACGAAUCCCCUUCUGCGUCCAGUCAACUGUCCGCCUAAGUAAAGCCCUCUCUCCUGCCUUUGAGCUGAAGCAGUGGGGCUCCACAGAGUACUCCACAUGGACAGAGAGUCGCUGGAAGGACAUCCGGGCCCGGAUAUUUCUUGUAGCCAGCAGGGAGCUAGAGAUCAUCACGCUGGUGGUGGGCAUCGCCAUUCUCAUCUUCUCGCUCCUUGCAACCUACUUCAUCAAUGCCAAAGCAGACGUGCUCUUCAGCAGCCCACCGGACCCUGGGGCCAUGGCUUAUUGAGGCUGCUUCUCUGGGGUGUGGAGCCCCAGCACUCAUACUACAACUGUACUGACUAGAUCUACACUGGAAUAGCCCUCUUGGCCGAGAGGGACACAGAUGAAUCACUACUCCACAGUCUCCAGGGUGAGCUUGAGAACCAAAGCCCUUACAGAAGAAAUGCUCCCUAAGAAACCUGUGCUGGCCAAGCCCUAAAGAGAUCAUGGCUGCUUCGGGUUUUGGGAACUUGUUUUUCAUUUGUCCUCUCUUCUGGGCAAUUCAAAAGGAUCUAAUGCUGCUUGGACCAAGCUGCUGUGGAUGCGUUUCCAAAGUGGAGACAGGUGUGAAAAAACAUGAAGGAAACCCCUCUGAGAUGUAUAUGGACAGCAGACUUCUGUGGCUUCCUGAGAUCCCUGACUGCCCCUUUGCUUCUGGAAGAAUUGUCCAGGAGUUGCUGUGAAUCUGUGUAUACUACAGUGCAAGCAGGGGAAGAGAUGCUGAACAAUUAGAUGAGAGAUGUACUUUUUUUUCAAUAGUGCAAUAUUUCAGGGUGGGACUUGUACAUAUAUAAAUAGCUUCGUUUAAUUAAAAAGGAAUUGCCACUUACAAAUUAA